GCAGUAGAACCAGAGUAACCGACAUAGCCCAACGGAUUAGUAAGCUGAAGUGGCAGUGGGCCGGCCAUAUAGCUCGAAGAACCGACAACCGAUGGGGAAGAAAGGUUCUCGAGUGGCAGCCUCGUACCGGUAGGCGAAGUGUAGGGCGACCCCCCACGAGAUGGUGAUUCAGGUGGCUCAGGACCGUGCUUUGUGGCAUUCCUAGGGGGAGACCUAUGUUCAGCAGUGGACUUAUGAAAGGCUGUAAUGAUGAUUGAUGAUGAUGAUUCUGAAUUCGUAAGACAUAGUAUAUUCUAUGAAAUUAUAGGCCCAACUUCAUAAUAUGUGAAAUUAUUUUAUACUUUUAAGUUCUUCAAAGUCGACUUUUACUUUUAUUAAAACUAAUUUAUUUACUAAGGAAUACCGUUACCUCUAUGUUGUCUAAAUAGUUACAUUAUAUAAACUUCAUCCUCUAUUUCACCAUAUAGGGGUGGAAUGUUUUCUCUAAAUUUAUAUUGGACUACACCAAGUAUAAGAAUCAUCAAAUACAGUUCACAAUUGACUAAUAUAUCGCGUAACAUAUUAUUGUGAAAUAACCGGUCAAAUUUGCAGAGAAGGUUCAGAAUAAGAACAUAGGCAAAUGGUGAAGAAAAACUUUUUUAAAAAAAAACCUCAAAAGUUCUGUCCUUUUUAUCUUUUAAACUCAUAAUGCGUGGUAAUGCAUUAUUUUACCUGAUUGUCACAUUCAUAAAUAUCUAAAGUGUACUAUUUUACAACGGGUAAAAUCUCGGGUGUCUCACAUUCGUAAGGGACGCUCGGUCGGCAGAAACUUUGUGAAUGGGAGCAUCCACGACUUUUUCUGCCACCAGGGCAGCGCCACUUUACAGUGAGGUACAAUAUUUGACAGAUUUCACAGCGGGGACUAUAAUUUCUUAGGAAAAUGUCAUUUUUAAGGUUUCUCUUUCUUUCUGCAUUAUUAGUUAUAUUUUAUAUUAGUUACUUUAGAAAUGAAUAAACAAAACUAUAAAUAUAACUAGAAGCAGAUUUCUUUUUUAAGAAAAAGAGUUAUAAAGUGCAAAAAAUUAAAAAUCAAACCACUGACGCAUUGUGUUGUGUAUUAAUAUAAUACUUUAGGUAAUGACAAACUAUUAUUUAAAACUAACUUUUAAAUUAACUGACAGUGUGUAACAAAAAACUUUACCUCACUCACAACUAGCGACAUCUGGUGAGCGGAAGAUUAUCAGCCUUCAUUAAAUCGCACACAGAGGAGACCGCGUACGCGUAGUUGUUGCUCAUAAAUAACAACAUUAAAUUUCGGAUAAUUUGAAAUGAAAGUAGAAGCCUUAUUUACUCGUAUUUUCAAAAACUUCAAUAACGGUAUAUCAUUAUUUAUAUAUUUGAACUUAAGUUUAAAAUUUGGCUAUUCUAAUAACCAUGUAUACAAAAAAAGAAAGUCAACUUGGCCGUACUGAGCAAACCCCCCCCCCUCUACUCCUCCCCGUAACUUGAAAUCAUGGUUCAGCCCUUGAUACACCAGCUCGACUAACAUAAUUCAAUCCCUAUCACAGCAGUGGAUGUACAACGGACACCAGGGCGGCAGAAAUGGAUAAGACAGUAAUACUUACUAUGGGCUCCUAAACAUACAUUAUAUUUAAUAUUUCCAUCUUAAUACAUGCAUUAGCAGUAGCGUGGGGGCUUAGCGCACGCUGUAAAUUUCACAGCACGCGACCGAUCCCCGCCGGCACCAAUGAAAUUGUUAAUUGCAAUUUUAAGUACUCUAAAAAGCUUGGCGUGCUCAGCAGAGCGGGACAGUAUUUCAUGCCGGCACACCGCCUGCAACUUUACAAGGCGCAGGUUCGGCCUCACAUGGAAUACUGUUCCCAUCUCUGGGCAGGGGCUCCCCAGUGCCAGCUCCUUCCACUUGACCGCAUCCAGCGCAGAGCGGUUCGAGUCGUCGACGACCGAGUUCUUUCCGAUCGGCUUGACUCACUGGCACUGCGUAGAGAUGUUGCAUCUCUUUGCGUAUUUUAGCGCAUAUACGAGGAGUGGAGGAAUUAUUCGAACUAAUUCCAGCCGCUCAAUUUCACCAACGCACAUCGCGACAAAACUCGCGAUACCACCCAUACCAUCUGGAUGAUUGGCGGUCCACCACUGUGCGAUUUAGAAGAAGUUUUUUUCCUCGCACAACUUCCUUGUGGAAUCGAUUACCAUCAGCGAUUUUUCCGGACCGAUACGACUUAGGGACCUUCAAGAAAAGAGCCUACUACUUUUUAAAAGGCCGGCAACGCAUCUGCAAUUCGCCUGUUGUUGCAGUUGUUCAUGGGCGGCGGUAGUCACUUACCAUCAGGUGAGCCGCAUGCUCGUUUGCCCCCUCUCCUAUAAAAAAGUGCUGAUUUACCACGUGCUCGUGGGUGAAGGAAAACAUCGUGAGCAAUGAAAGAAACAAUAUUUCGAAGACGUGAAUUUCGCCAACAUGCAUUGAGGCAGAGCGGUGGAUACUUUCUUGUACUAAAACCCUCUCAGAAGUGAAAGGAGGCUUGUUCCCAGCAGUCGGACGUAUAUAGGCUGUAACUUUACUUUCAUCUUAACUUUUACAGGUACAAAUUACUUUGGCGGCAAUCGACCCGGCAUGUUGGACUACAUGAUAUGGCCGUGGGUGGAGAGGCUCUACCUAUUGCGAUGUGUCAAUGAGAGGAAGUUCGAUGAGAAGCGAUCAUUAUUUCCCAAUUUCGCUGAUUGGGGUGAUCAAAUGCAACUGGAUGAGGUGGUGAAGAAGCACGCAACCUCUCCUGCUGAAUACUUCGAUUAUUACAAAAACGCCAGAGCGCAUUCUAUGGGCUACUAUAUUUAAUAUUAAAGAUAUUUCGGAACAUCUGUAAAUAUACACAUGUCUAAGCUGGGAUGCACAUAUUUAUCAUAUUCUUUAACAGUUAAAUGUAAAGUUUUAUUUGCCACUGGCAGUAUUAUUUAUGAUACUACCAUUAGCAAGGAAAAAAAUCAAAUUAUCAAGAUGGCUAGCUAACCCUGAGACCAAAAAAGAAUGAUAGACAUAACAUACAUUUGAAGUGCCGCCGUGCAAGUGCGGCUACGAAUGGGUGAUUUCUGGAUCUCGACCACAACGCCACCUACCGUUCCAAUUACAGCAAAGACUCAUCCAAAUGAAUGAAUGAGAAUUACGAACACUUGUACACUGGAACUUCAUGUACAUAACUAAAAGUUCAAUUGUUAUUACGUAAGCAAACUUUGGGGGGGAGGAGUCCAAUUUUUCUUGCUUUUGCGUCAAUUUUUUAUAAAGGGAGCGGGUAGAAUAAUAAAAAUAUUACGUAAGAUUUUUAAAACAUUAUUAUAAUCUAAAUGAAUUUUUAUUAUUUUAUUAUGGUAUACCGAAUUUCUUUUCAUAUUUCUUACUAAAAAUAAAUAAAUGACUUUUCCUAGAAUUGACUAUAUUGUAAUUUCCUCUACAUUAUGCCACAUGAGUAAAGAAAAAAUUCUUACGUCUUAUCAUUUGGAGUACGUAAUAUUUGAACGCCCCCAUAUGGGUGGGUUUUUGUCUAUUUUCUUUGUUGGUCUGAGUUCUUAGAGCUUGUACAAAAGGUAGAACAAACUAUACUGAAAUAGCAAUUUCAGAUAUGGCAAUGUUUUAUACUUAUUGUUUAUACACAUGUUAUUUUUUAUAACAAUUUAUAUUUACAGAAAAAGUGUUAAGCACUCGGUGUUUUCGAAUCAUAGGUAUAUCCAAACACUCAAACGUUAUUCAAUUUUAGGAUGUCGUUAAGUCUCAUUGUGUCACGUUCACUUUGACUUAAAGUGAUAGAGACAGCAGAACGACUUAACAACAUUUUAGAAUUGAGGAGCGUUUUAGUAUUUGGGCAGUAAUCAGUAAGAUUAAAAAUUAUUUUCGCGCUAAUUAUUUAACCAGUAUUGCCAGCAGUAAUGUCAUUUUUGCAAUUAAUUCAUUUAAUUUCGUCAUAUUUUAUAGAAAAGGAUUAAGGACACUUAAUGUUUUGUUUUAUCACUUGCAAGUUGUUACUUUAUGUGUUUAUUCUAGCUUAUCAAAAUUUCACUGCUGAACAUAGGCCUCCUCCAUAGAUUACUUCGUAGAAGCGAUAUUUGUUAUAGUUGCAAUCUUGACAGGCAGGUUGGCAACCGUAGUUUUUAAUUAUUUUGAGUCGUUAUCCGGAAGAUGCUGCUGCCAAUCUCCUGUUGCUGCUGCCAACCUUCCAUAGACUCUCACGACACCCACGGGACGAUAUGGGGAAGUGGAUAUUCUUACACCGCCACUGCAUUGCGAAUGGGCUGUUAGUGAAAGCCAUUUAAACUUAUAACAAAUGAAUAUUUCUUAUUAUUAUUUAACUUAUUUGUUGCUCAAACCUAAAAACUUCUUGGAGUUCUUGAGCCGAUUUGAAUAUUUAUUGAUUUUGGCGUCUGUAGUAUGUUUUAUGAUUUUCUACACAUAUAAAAAAAAUGUAGGACAUAUUUUAAAUAAUAAUAUUAUUUUGGUAUUUUCUCUACUGUCAUAUCAAAAAUCAAAGAAAUUUUAAUUGUAAUUUAUUUACAAAGAAAGUAAUCAAAAACAUAAAUAAUUAGGAGAAAACAGUAAAUUAAUUACGCAGUAUAAGACAAUGAAAGAAAUAUUUAUAUGUAUUUUACACUAUAAUAUUUCUUUCAUUUUAUACCUCUUAGUAAUCUGUGCUAAUAAAUAAAAAAGGCAAGAACGAAAUCACUGGUUAUUUAUCUACAUAUUUAUUUAAAAAAAAACAACAUUAUUUUAUUAUCUGCAUAAAGUUGCUUUCCAUUAAUCAUUUUCUUUAUUAAGUUGUUUUUUUUUAUAUAAUGGAACUCAAAAUCUUCGCAAUAACUUACUGUCGAAGUGUUUACGUUACCAAUAUUAUUUAAGUUAAGAAAUAUAUCUUUCAAACAAUUGUAAUUUUAGAUUAAGCAUUACUUUUAACUAAAACCACAAACAUUUGUACACUUAAAUAAAAAAUGUUCACAAUACAUCUAAUAAAUAGAUGUUAACACAUUUUCCUGAAACUAAUAAUUUAAAAAAAUACUUACCUACUUCCUUUUAUAAAAACAAUUUUUCAAGUAUAGUUAAGUAGAUAGGUAUAUUUAAUUUUACUCAAUCGCUGAUUUAUUUAUUUAAAUUAAGAAAAUAUCUCACAAUAUAUCUCAAAGUAAAAAUCUGUACAAACAAUAUGUCACCGAAAUAUUUAAUUAAAUUGUAGCACAGAAACAAAAUUGUUUAACCAAAUAUGAAUCCGUAUUAUUAUUUACGCAAAAGGAAUCCAACCCACAUUUAGGUCAAAAAAAAUUAUAAUAUACCAAAAUAAUCAUUAUCAUCUAUUCCAUUCUACACAUAUCAUAAUAUAUGAUGAUACAUGUGACAUAUUAUCAGUAAAACAAUACUUACAAAAGUCGAACUAGAUAAAAACCAAAAUUCCAAAAAGAAAUGAAACUGAUGUUAUCAUUAUUAUAAAUCCAAACUUCAAACUCAUCUAAAAAAUAGCUUAUUGCGGGUUGGAUCCCUUUUCAACAACUUUUCUUAGCACUUUAGCGCCCUCAACUUCUUAAUCGAUUAACAUAUCUCAUUGUGCACAAACUACAUAACUAGUAAAGUAUCCAGUUUACUAAUAAAUAGUUUUU
Molecule: messenger RNA, 5625 nt
Organism: Parnassius mnemosyne (clouded apollo)
Lineage: Eukaryota; Metazoa; Arthropoda; Insecta; Lepidoptera; Papilionidae
Source: the annotation of a GenBank genome assembly